CAACACACAGCUCUGCUCCCACUGCACAUCCUUCCUCAGCUCCAACCAAACACAGGAUUACAAAUGGUUGUUCAAAUCUGUACUAGCCACCAUCCAAACAGCAAGAUGUCUGAGAUUGGCCACCAACAGCAAAAAGUAGAAGCCAAUAUCUUGGUGCUCGGAGCGGAAAAUGUUGGGAAAUCUGGUGAGACAACUUUUAAUUUUAUUAUAUUGUGAUUUUUUUGUAUAGCACCAACAUUUUUUAAAGUGCAUUACAAUUAGUAUUUUUUUAUUAUUUUUUUUUUACAUAUAAGUCCUUCCCUUACUUUAAAAAAAAAAUAUUUUUGAUUGCAAGCUUUUGGGACAAGCUCCGCAGAAAACAUUCAUAAUUAAUCAGGCAUUGCACCUGUGAAUAACCAGAUAUCUAAAACGUACAAAAUGCAAAGAAUAAAAUUAAAUGUUUAAAAAAAAUUAACGACAUAAAUUUGUCUUGCAUUCAUUUAUUUUGUGCUAAUCCCAGCUCUCUUUUGAUUUACAGCUCUUACUGUUCGAUUUCUCACCAGAAGAUUUAUCGGAGAAUAUGUUGGCACUGGUAAGUGUUAAUACUGCAUUCACAUUUAAUAUAAUCCGUAGAUAAUGACCGAUGUGCUUUCGUCUUAUACAAUUAUAGAAUGGGGUUCAUUCACUAAAUAGUGAUUGUGAUGAAUUUAGAACCGAAUUGGAAUUUUUUUGCUAAAUAGCCCGGGUUCUUGAAAACGUUAAUUACAAUUCACCGUUUAAUGAUUAAACCCAUAUUUAAAAAGUUGAUCCUAAAAUAGAUGUAAAUCACAUUUGAUAGACUAGUUCCCAUUGCUAAGACUUAACACUCAGCGUAUACUUUAUAGUUGACUCCUCUGCUGGGAGACAGUUCCAAGUUUAAACUAACAGUUUUUUCCCCUUUAUUCUCUUUCUGCAGAAUCAAUUUACACACACAAUGUGAAUGUCGAUGGUCGAGAGACUCUUUUUAGCAUCUGGGAUUCUGUCUGUCCACAGGUAAGAAUAAAUUGUCAAGCGAUAUUAAAACAAAAUGAUCUUUUAGACAUUGAUAAUUAAGUUGUAAAAGUCUCCCGAUCAAGUUAUAAAGUAAACUUUAAAUGCACAAAUAGGGGAGCAUUUUUGUUUUUAAAUCAUGAAGUAUAUUCACUAAACAGUGUUCUGGCAAUAUGAACACUAACUAGCAAAAAAAAAGAAUUAACUUAAAACAAAUAUGUUUAAUAGUGAGAUUAAAGGGUUCUCUGACUGCAGAGCUUUCUAGAAUAUAGAAAUUACAGAGAUCUCACCCACUAAGCGGUUUUAUUAUGCAUCCUUCCUCAACCUCCAACCCUCCAAUGCAGGGCAGGGGGUAACAUUUAAAAUGUGUAAGCUCUUAGUCAAUUAACAUUAGCAUUUGAUUGUAAGCUCUUCUGGUCAGGACGCUUAAGUGCUAACCUUCUCGUUUUUUUUCCCUCUCUCACAGAACCCUAACCUGAACAAUUGUGUUACCGAAGAACAGUUGAGAUGGGCAGACGGUUUCAUUUUGGUCUAUAGCAUCUGUGACCGUGAUAGCUUUAAUGUAGUGAGGCAGCAACUCCAGCGAAUUCACCAAAUGAAGAAGCGUCAUUGCACCGUUCCGGUUAUCAUUGUUGGGAACAAAAGGGACUUGCAGCACAGAAGGGAAAUCCCCAGCGAGGAAGGCAGACUACUAGCCAUCUCGUCAGAUUGUGACUUCUUUGAAACCUCAGCUGCCGAGACCUACCAUGGCUCUCUGGUGGUCUUCCACCAACUCCUUGAGAGUCUUCGGGAGUCCAGGAACUCCAAUAAGAAAAAUACCGGCAUCAAGGGCAUUGUACGUAGCAUGUCGGCCGUUUUUGGGAGAAGGCGAACAGAGUGAACAAAGAUCUGCGCCAGACCCAAACAUUCAAAGGGUUACUUGCAACUCAGUGCUUGCUUUGCUCCUUCGAGUUCCACAAGCAGAAGAGGACACUGGUUUCAAUACGAGUUAGCCCUAUUGCUUUGUAUUUUCAUAAACUGAGCACUCAUAAAAUUAACUUUUUAUAGCACUGGGAUAACUUCGCACCUCUUGUCCCGAGGUUACCUCUGUGGCCAGAACACAGACACCAUCCCAUCAAUGUCCCCGUGGCGUAAGGACAACGAUUGUCCUGCUGAAGCAGUUUCCAUUGUGUGCCUCCUGCCUGCGUGCCCCGUGGCAGCUCUCGGCUCAGUGGAAUUCAGAAUAUUAUGCAACGCAUUGAAAGCAUUGUUGUGCCUGCACAAGGACUGUCCACGUGGUUUACUAGACUCUCCUAUUCAGCUUUCUCAUUGGCUGUCUGCUCUGCCAAGCUGCGUGGACAUGAGGACAUGCACAUUCCCCAUCCCAGAAUGCACUUGGUGGCAUAAACAAGACAAUGACUUAUAGACAAUUUAAAGGGCUAAUUGUAUACUGUAUACUUGAAGAUCUCGCUACCUGUCAGAGCUACAGAACUGACUAUACCAGAAACCACAAAAUAAUCCUGAGCUACUGUCUUUGUUCAUCUCUCUACUGUACCUAACGAUCUUAAAUUAAAUAGUAUCUGCUAAGGGAUGCUGCACUUCGUCACGAGAGGGGAGGGGGUCUAAGAUUGCUAAUUGUGUUAUACAGGGCUGAUAUACUUGCACUGAAAGGCAGAUCAAUAUGUCCUGGUCUGCCCUGCCUUCUGAAAGGAUUCCUGGUAUAAGACUAUGUCUACAGGGGGCUUAUUCACUAAAAACUCAGCUGAUAACCAAUGGGGGGGAGGGUUAAUGCAUUAACCCCUUACUGAAAUCUUAGCAUCCUGUGUAAGUUUAUGAAAGGGUCAGUGGAUAUAAGAUUUGAUUGAUUAGGGGGGGAAAAGGUACUUUAACUAUAACGUUUUAAUUUUAUAAGACUGGGAUUUUAGCCUGUGGUUUCUUGUGAGUAGAGAGACAUUUUAUAAAUAUAUAAAUAUAUGUAUAUAGAGAGAGGUCUAACUUAAAUUAUUUGACAGGUCAAUGCAUUAUUGUUUACAUAAAAGGGUGGGUAUAUUUUCUAAUUGCACUCGUGUUAAUAAUGUACAGUAUAUAAAGUAUAUAAACAAAGUUAUUUUUCUUGAGGCGAAUAAAAUUGAAAAGUUAAAAUAUAAAA
This is a messenger RNA of Pelobates cultripes (western spadefoot toad), 3136 nucleotides long. NCBI's taxonomy places the organism in Eukaryota, Metazoa, Chordata, Amphibia, Anura, Pelobatidae. The record is from the annotation of a GenBank genome assembly.